Messenger RNA from Caenorhabditis elegans, 641 nucleotides. It is a transcript of the gene flp-34, whose product is annotated as FMRF-Like Peptide. Lineage: Eukaryota; Metazoa; Nematoda; Chromadorea; Rhabditida; Rhabditidae. Bases 69 to 386 code for a protein of 105 amino acids. The record is from RefSeq and is marked reviewed. The transcript has 5 exons.
AUUCUGUUUUCGACACCCGAUACAUACACUCACACACAUUUUCCACUACUAAACAUAUUUUCUAAAACAUGCAGUUCCAAUUUUUGAUGGCUCUGAUUUUUGUUGCUUUGGUUUUAACUGACAGCGUACUAUCCCUGCCACUGGAGAAAAAAGCAGACAUUUCCACAUUUGCAUCAGCUAUCAAUAAUGCUGGACGGCUUCGAUACGGCAAACGAUCGGACCCCGCAAUGUGGGAAGAAAAUAAUGUCAUCAUUCCAUCAUCGGAAGAUCAGUACCUCUACUCGGAAGGACGUUAUCCGUACGCAUUAAUCAAACGUGCGCUGAACAGAGACUCCCUGGUGGCUUCUCUCAAUAAUGCGGAACGAUUACGAUUUGGCCGUAAAUAAUUCCAUCACGUCAGCCCGUCCGUAGCCGUCUCGUUUUUUUUUCUAAAUUUUCUCUCUCGAGGUUUUGUUUUUAUUUCAGAUAUUUAAUUAAUUUAUUUAUUCUCUAAAAAAUUUUCCUCAUUCAAAAAUUCGCUUAUUCAAAUUUUUCAUCAUUCACCAUCUUCCUGUCUUGUAUCAAAUCAGUCCCCCCAACUCGUUUUUAUUUUUUAUUUCUUUCUCAAAAAAAAAUCAAAUAAAGUUUGUGAGUCUGUUGUU